This is a messenger RNA of Vicia faba (fava bean), 1689 nucleotides long. The record is from the annotation of a GenBank genome assembly. Lineage: Eukaryota; Viridiplantae; Streptophyta; Magnoliopsida; Fabales; Fabaceae.
AUGGCACAGCAGCCCAACAAGCAGCUUCCCUGCGAUUCUGAUGGUGUUUGCAUGAUCUGUAACAAGCCGCCUCUAGAAAUUGAAAUUCUUCAUUGCACAACAUGUGCAACUCCAUGGCAUGUUCCAUGUUUACCUCUCCUUCCCUUGAAAAUCUUUGAUUGGAUAUGCAUUGAUUGUUCUCAACCAGUGGAUAACAACCCCUUCACUGAUGCACCUACUUCUCCUAUCGCAUGUGGUCUUGGUUCUACCACCCAUGCCAUCGAGAAUGAUACUUCACUUACCGGUGAAGUAGCUAGGAAACAUCACAAACUCAUUGGUGGAUCUUCUAAACCACCUAUUGAAAACAACAACAAUUGCAAUGAGGUGUUUGAUGUAUUCAAUAGUAGGCUUAACUGCACUUUCUGUCAGCACUUGCCCGAGAGACCUAUCACUACACCAUGCGGGCACAAUUUUUGCCUGAAGUGUUUUAAGAAAUGGAUUAAGCAAGGAAAGCACAAUUGCUCGAAUUGUAGGGCUGAAAUUCCAGCAAAGAUGGUGAGUGAUCCACAAAUCAAUGUACAACUGGCGACCACCAUUCAAAUAGCUAGAUCAGAGAGUGUUGCACACCGGAAGAUAUUCGUGACGAUUCCAAAAGAUCAUUUUGGACCGAUUGUUGCUGAGAAUGAUCCAACAAGAAAACGCGGGGUUCUUGUUGGUGAUACAUGGGAGAGUUUGAUGGAAUGUAUGCAAUGGGGUGCUCAUUUUCCCCAUGAUGCCAGGAUUGCUGGUCAGAGUACUCAUGGUGCUCAAUCUGUUGCUCUAUCUGGUGGUUACAUUGACGACAUAGAUCAUGGUAAUUGGUUUCUUUAUAGUGGAAGGGAUCUUAGUGGUAGCAAACACACCCACAAAAAUCAGUCCUUUGAUAAAAAAAUUGAGAGAAAGAACGAGGCUUUGAGACUCAGUUGCCAAAAAGGUUAUCCUGUUCGCGUUGUAAGGUUCCACAUGAAGAAGCGUUCCUCUUACGCACCAAAAGCAGGAGUGAGAUACGAUGGGGUUUAUAGAAUAGAAAAAUGUUGGCGCAAAAUUGGAAAACAAGGUCAUAAGAUUUGUAGGUAUUUGUUUGUGAGGUGUGACAAUGAGCCUGCUCCAUGGAAAAGUGAUUUAUCCGGAGAUCGUCCCUGUCCACUACCUAUAAUUGAGGAGUUGAACGGUGCUGUUGAUAUUACUGAAAGGAAGGGUGAUCCAUCAUGGGACUUUCAUGAGGAAAAAGACUGUUGGCUAUGGAAGAAGCCUCCACCGCUAAGUAAGAAACCGGUGAAUAUUGUGGAUCCUAUCAAUGAAACAAAUAUAAAAGUUGAUAUGACAAAAGAAAAAAGGGUGUCCUUAAAAAUCAAGAAUAAGCUUUUGAAAGAGCUUGCUUGCAAUAUUUGCCGCAAGGUGUUGGCCUCCCCUCUUACUACACCUUGUGCUCACAACUUUUGCAAAGCCUGCUUGGAAGGUGUUUUUUCAAGCCAAAGUCAUAUAAGGGAGAGGGCAUCUCAAAGUGGAUUUUCUUUGCGGACAAAGAAAAACAUCAUGAAAUGUCCUACUUGUUCAGAUGACCUAGUGGAUUACCUUCCGCUUUUACAGGUUAACAGAGAUAUGAAGGGUAUCAUUGAGUCUCUCCAGAGAGAUGUUGAACACAUGGAGGAGAGUUCUGAUACAAAGUGA